Molecule: messenger RNA, 504 nt
Organism: Closterium sp. Naga37s-1
Lineage: Eukaryota; Viridiplantae; Streptophyta; Zygnematophyceae; Desmidiales; Closteriaceae
Source: the annotation of a GenBank genome assembly
AUGGCUGCAAUUGCGCAAGUAGCGGCGGGAAGCGCGGUCACCACGCUGCGUUUCACGAGCUCAUCCAGCAGCUUGUUCGAUAAGAGCAGAUUGCCACUGCUUACAGCGGGACAUCGUUCGAGGAGCAGGGCGAGCAAUCGUCGUCACGUGCCGUUGUCACAGCGCAUCACCAGCAAGAUGGUUAUCCCAGGGUUCGGCGAGUCGCCUGAAGCGAGGUCCGCGGGGGCGCUGCACAACUUCUUCACCUACAUCGCCGUGCGCAUCGUGCUCUCGCAGCUGCAGGCGUACAACCGCGAGGGGUACGCGGAGCUCAAGGAGUUCACGGACCGCGUGCCUCUUAAAGACGGCGACCAGUUCUGCGCCACGCUCAUGCGCGAGAGCCCGCAGCACAAGAAGUUCGGUAAGGAUGGGGAUAGGACCAGGAUGCUAUGUUGUUUAGAAGCAAGCAAUCACGCGUUUGCACCUCGGUACGGAAGAGAGGAAGUGGCACACGGAGGUCCGUGA